This is a messenger RNA of Erinaceus europaeus (western European hedgehog), 3898 nucleotides long. It is a transcript of the gene FNIP2, whose product is annotated as folliculin interacting protein 2. Bases 406 to 3864 code for a protein of 1152 amino acids. Lineage: Eukaryota; Metazoa; Chordata; Mammalia; Eulipotyphla; Erinaceidae. The transcript has 17 exons. The record is from RefSeq and is a predicted model, not a curated record. Gene Ontology annotation, cellular component: cytoplasm. Gene Ontology annotation, molecular function: protein-folding chaperone binding; ATPase inhibitor activity.
AGUGAGUCAGCCCAAGCUGCUCAAACCUGUUGAGUGUUUAGUCUUUUGCUAACCAGGAGUCCAAGCUCAGGAAUGAAAGUAGGAAGUAGGAUUUGGACUUGUCUGUGUUUACAAUGGGUCUGCAUGUUUUAGAACAUGAUGGAUGCAUCUGACUUCUUCCUGAAUCAUUGGCGGGCUUCAUCUACAUAACAAGUGGACUUUUUUUUUUUUCUCUUUAACUUUCAAAAGAGGAAAUUAGGCUGCUGCCAAAUAGCUUGUCCGGUCUACUGUACAGGGAGUGCAACGGCCUUUUAGGGCACUCGAUCCCUGCAGAAUAUCCCUAGACGACGAAAGGAUCUUCAGGACGAAAGGAUCUUCCAUGUUGGUUGCCAGGAUAAAGGGGAAGAAGGUUAAAAGACUCUUGGGAUGUGCGGCGGCUCAGCGAAGACCACAAGCGGGUCAGGGGGCUGGCAGCACCCAGCCCGAUGCGUGAGUGCGGCGGUUUCUGGCGCUGGGAGGCCUUACAGGACGCUGUUGCGCUCCAGGAUUCCAAAGCGUGCGAGGGUGGGAAGGGGCACUGAGCACACGGAGCUCGACCACAGUUGGUCCUGUUCCGAGUUUGACCUUAACGAGAUUCGCCUGAUCGUUUACCAGGACUGCGAAAGGAGAGGCAGACAAGUCUUGUUUGAUUCGAAAGCUGUUCACAAGAUUGAAGACGUUGCAACUCAGAAAACAGAGGAUGCUCCCAUUAAAAUGGCGACCAAGUGUUGCCAAGGAAGCAGCAGUGGCAGCAGCAGUGGCAGCAGCAGCAGUGGCUCUUUCCACAGUUGUUCUGGGGGAUCUUUACAACACAAUAAGGAGCAGCUUCCAAAGUACCAGUACACCCGACCAGCUUCUGAUGUCAACAUGCUGGGGGAGAUGAUGUUUGGCUCUGUUGCAAUGAGUUACAAAGGCUCCACGUUAAAGAUACACUAUAUACGUUCUCCUCCACAAUUGAUGAUUAGUAAAGUCUUCUCUGCAAGAAUGGGCAGCUUCUGUGGGAGUACAAAUAACUUGCAAGACAGCUUUGAAUACAUCAACCAAGAUCCUAACUCGGGGAAGCUGAACACAAGCCAGAAUAAUUUGGGUCCUUGUCGGACUGGCAGUAACCUAGGUCUGCUGCAAACAUGCAGCAGCAAGCUGCUGCAGGGGGUGACUGAAGGAGGACCGCUCCGGCUCACCCGCAGUGCUUCUUUCUUUGCAGCACACAGCACACCAGUUGACAUGCCCAGCAGAGGACAGAAUGAAGACAGGGACAGUGGCAUUGCUCGAUCAGCCUCACUGAGCAGCCUGUUGAUUACACCUUUUCCAUCGCCAAGCUCUUCUGCAUCCUCUUCUAGCAGCUACCAGCGCCGCUGGCUUCGAAGUCAGACUACAAGUUUGGAAAAUGGCAUUAUUCCAAGGAGGUCAAUUGAUGAGACAUUCAGCUUGGCUGAUGAAAGCUGUAGUUCCAAUCCAGCCAUUGUUCGGAGGAAGAAGAUUGCUAUAAGCAUCAUCUUUUCCCUGUGUGAAAAAGAAGAUGCUCAAAGAAAUUUCCAGGACUUCUUUUUUUCUCAUUUUCCCCUGUUUGAAUCUCACAUGAACAGGUUGAAAAGUGCAAUUGAAAAGGUCAUGAUUUCCUGUAGGAAGAUAGCAGAAUCAAGUCUCCGUGUCCAGUUUUAUGUCAGCCAUCUGAUGGAAGCUCUGGGAGAAUUCAGAAGGACUAUCUGGAACUUAUACUCUGUUCCAAGGAUAGCUGAACCUGUUUGGCUCACCAUGAUGUCCAGUACUUCAGAAAAAACCCAGCUCUGCCAGCGCUUUCUCAAGGAGUUUACACUUCUCAUAGAACAGAUCAACAAAAAUCAGUUUUUUGCUGCCUUACUGACUGCAGUGUUAACCUACCACCUGGCCUGGGUGCCGACUGUCAUGCCUGUGGAUCACCCUCCCAUUAAAGCUUUCUCCGAGAAACGCACCUCUCAGUCCGUGAACAUGCUAGCAAAGACGCAUCCCUACAAUCCUCUCUGGGCACAGUUGGGUGAUCUUUAUGGCGCCAUCGGCUCCCCAGUGAGGCUGACUCGCACUGUGGUGGUAGGGAAACAGAAGGAUUUGGUACAGCGCAUACUUUAUGUCCUGACCUACUUUCUCCGCUGCUCUGAGCUGCAAGAGAACCAGCUGAGUUGGAGCGGGAAUCACGGGGAAGGUGAACAAGUGUUAAACGGGAGCAAGAUCACCACAGCCUUGGAGAAGGGGGAGGUGGAGGAGUCUGAGUAUGUGGUGGUGACAGUGAGAAGCGAGCCUGCUCUCCUUCCCCCCAUCCUGCCGCCCUCAACCCCCACAGCUGAGGGGAGGGGCCUCAAACCUGAGGGGCUGCUUGGGACCCCAGAGGGCCCUGACCUUAUAGACUUGGGCCCCAAACCUGACAAAGAAGGAAGCAGGAGGCCAGAACAGAACUCUGAGGCCUGCAGCUUGGGGUUUCAGGAGCCAGCACUGACCAGCUCAUGGAAAUGUCAGGGGGACACGUUUUGUGAGGAAGAAGAAAGCUUGAGAGAGACAAGCGAAUAUAACUGUUCAAGAGUCUCCAGCUGUGAAGCCCUGGGGGUGACAGUGAAUGGUGGCCAGCAGACUGUCACUGUCAGUGAGGAAUCCAAAGGGGAGACGCCAAAAACAUCUCCAGACCAGGCAGUGGCCUGGCCUUGCCCUGACAGAUUUUCCCGGGACCAGCCUUCCUUGGAAAAGGUCACUUUCCAGAUUGGAAGCUCCGUGUCUCCAGAGUCUGACUUUGAAAGCCGUACAAGGAAGAUGGAGGAGCGGCUGCAGGCCUGCAGACAGCGUCCUGGGCUAGCUGGGCCCUCAGCUGUGGUCAGCAUGGUUGCUGACCCAGCUCAGGACCAGCAAGCCUCCAGGUGUUCCAUCACACAGGGAUCCCAAAACAGUGGCCUCUGUCCCCGGACUCAGUCUCCUGAAGGGGAUGAUGGUAACUCUGACAGGGGUUUUGCUGAGGACAGAGGCAUCAGAACUGAGGCAGCAGAUGUUGCAUCUGGGCAGGCCUGUAGGUUGUCCUUGAAUGACAGCGCGGCAGGAGUGGGACAGAGACCACCGGAGGACCCUGGAGGUUUGCAUUUGAAGGCUGUAGAGGAACAGCUGAUGGAGCCUGUUCCAAACAGGUGUGUCCAGCAGGACUUUGGUCUCUCAGUGGCUGCACAUGUCCCCUGUGGGGAUGCCCACAGAAAGGCUGACUUCAGGGUUGAGAGAGACAUUCCCAGGAAUGAAAGCUCGGAUAGCGCUCUUGGUGACAGUGACGAUGAUGCCUGUGCUUCCACUGCGCUGCACCCAGGUCACAGUGGGGACCAGGCUGAAGAGGCUGAGGAAGUGGAGCUGCCGUUGCCCAGGUCUCAGAGCAUCAGCAGCCCAAGCAUGAGAAACUUUGGCCGCUCUCUGCUAGCAGGUUACUGCCCCACCUACAUGCCAGACCUGGUGCUUCAUGGGACCAGUAGCGACGAGAAGCUGAAGCAGUGCCUGCUGGCCGACCUGGUCCAUACAGUGCAUCACCCGGUGCUUGACGAGCCAAUCGCCGAGGCUGUGUGUAUCAUCGCAGACACGGACAAGUGGAGCGUGCAGGUGGCCACGAGUCAGAGGAAAGUGAUGGACAGCAUGAAACUAGGCCAAGAUGUCCUUGUCUCCAGUCAGGUGUCCAGUUUACUUCAGUCCCUUUUACAGCUUUACAAGCUUCAUCUCCCUGCUGACUUCUGCAUCAUGCAUCUUGAAGACAGGCUGCAGGAAAUGUAUCUUAAGAGCAAGAUGCUGUCUGAAUAUCUUCGUGGACACACAAGAGUCCAUGUGAAAGAACUGGGUGUCGUACUGGGGUGAGUGCUGUGCACUGACACCAUUUCCCUCAGACCCA